CACUUGUGGAUAAAGUUCUGUUAUGCGUACCCUUUUCUUUUCAGGGUUUUCUCUUUCCUCUUCUUCUUCUCUCUCAAACAUAAAAACACAGGCUUUUCUGGUUUGUUCAUUUUUUGUGGUUUCUGAAGCGAAGGAAAAUUUAAUGGCUGAAGCUUUGACCAAGGCGAGUUUGGUUUCUUCUUGGAAUGGUAGUAGUCAACGCCACCAACGAAGAGUAUCCAUGGUUCCAAAUUCUUGUAGCUUUGUUUCUGGCGUCGGAAGGUUCCCUUCUCUCAAGUUAAAGUCUCAGAUUCUCAGAUCUUGGUCCUCUUCUUCUGAGUUUCAGGGUAAAAAGCUUAUCUUUCACGUAAAUCGAGGAAUACCCAACAGGGUUAGUUCGCGGGUGAGAGCUUCGACUGCAGUUCAGAUGACCCAUAGAAUAGGUAAAGUUCAGAAAUGGUGGGAAAAGGGGCUUCAACCCAACAUGAAAGAGGUGACUUCCGCCGAAGAUCUUGUAGAAUCACUGUUAAGCGCAGGGGACAAGUUGGUGGUGGUUGAUUUCUUCUCUCCCGGUUGUGGUGGCUGCAGAGCCCUUCACCCUAAGAUAUGUCAACUGGCAGAGAUGAAUCCUGAUGUUGAAUUCCUUCAGGUGAACUAUGAGGAGCAGAAGUCCAUGUGUUAUAGCCUCAAUGUCCAUGUUCUUCCCUUCUUCCGCUUCUAUAGAGGUGCUCAAGGUCGACUAUGUAGCUUUAGCUGCACCAAUGCCACGAUCAAGAAGUUUAAAGAUGCAUUGGCGAAACACUCCCCAGAUAGAUGCAGCUUGGGCCCAACCAAAGGGUUAGAGGAGAAAGAGCUCCUUGCUCUUGCUGCCAACAAAGAUCUUUCCUUCACCUACUCACCAAAUCCCUUACAACCUGAACAUGCAGAUGAAGAGUUCGCUACUGCUUCCACUCCUGUUCCUUGUUCAGAAUCUCUUCAUUCAUUGACUCUCUUUUCUGAGGUCUCCAAAGAGAAAACCUUAGCCACUGCUGGGAGAUGACGUGGUCAGUUUGCAAGAAAAACCCAUCAUCUGACUCCAUCCCUUGUACAGUGUAUAGGUUUGUUUUGGUGCAAUACAUCUUCAUGUAGUAUACUUGUGAGAAUGAAGAUAUCAUGGAAGAUAAGGUCAAGUAGUAUAUGACAGUAUAUGCAUGAUGUAUUCCUCUUGGGCAUGUCUUUUUGGAUCCAUGCCUUGCCUUGCUAGGAUUAGGGAAGUUAGAGAUUGUAGCAUUAGUAGUUACCCUUUUUUGUGUGUGAGGAGGAAUCAUUUCCUAUUGUUGUAAAAAUGAAUGUCAUUUUAUUCAUCAAUGGAAAGUUUGUUUCUUUCUUUUUCUGAAAAAA
Messenger RNA from Vigna unguiculata (cowpea), 1359 nucleotides. Its product is annotated as thioredoxin-like 1-1, chloroplastic. Gene Ontology annotation, biological process: cell redox homeostasis. The record is from RefSeq and is a predicted model, not a curated record. Gene Ontology annotation, cellular component: chloroplast. Lineage: Eukaryota; Viridiplantae; Streptophyta; Magnoliopsida; Fabales; Fabaceae.